CUUUUACAUCUCAAUUUUUAAUCUGCUGUUACAUAUGGGUUAUUAAACAUAACCAAAUACAACCUUAGUUUGCUACUCAAAUGCAACCAUUCUGCAACCAAGAUGCACACAAUUUGAAUUGUUGAAGUGUGGAGGCACAGUCAAAUUUGUACCUAAUGUUUUUCAUAAAAUAAUCAAACUCAAAGCUAGACAUAACAUAUAGCACUUGAUUUAUUAUAAUUGAAUAAUUAAACUACAAUUUCAACCCUCAACAUGACCCAGCACUGCCUGAUACUGUUAUCUUCAGCCAAGGAAGGUGUCUCAGCACAGUCUUUCAUCCAGUGCUGCACCCUGGUCCACUCCAGUUUCCAGGUUCAGCUGGCUACUCCUGGGGGUAAAUAUCCAGAGUACCUGCACUCUGGCGAUUCAACCACAAAAUGGAUGGAGGACUUCAAAACCAAGGCAUUGGCAGUCCCCAUGAAUGUCUCCAUUGUGGAUGCGAGCCGCUACUCGUGUCUGGUGAUCCCGCACUGUCCCGGCGCGCCGUACGACCUGGCCGCCAGCAACGAGGUGGCCCUGAUCCUGGCGCAGUUCAUGCAGCACUCCAAGCCGAUCUGCGCGGUAGGUCACGGCGUGGCCGCCCUCCUGGCCACGGCCAGCCACCCUCAGCAGACCAGCUGGCCCUUCAAAGACGUCUGCCUCACCGCGCCGACGCUGUUCGACCAGAGCCUGGACCGUGACUUCUCGCAGUGCCCGGUGCUGCUCGAGGACGGCCUCAGGGACGGCGGCGCGCGCUACACGGGCGCAGCGCCCGGCGCACCGCACGUGGUCAUCGACCGACACCUGGUGACCGGCCAGAACGAGCUCUCCACGCUGACCGCCGUACAGAACCUGGUGCUCAUCUGCAACCAGCUCAAAAAAACGGGCUGAGUCCAGCCCUGGCGUCUCUCUGGGAUCCUGAAUCUACAUCUCGCCCUGUGCCGGUGAUAAGACAUAAAGCACAGCGAGGACCGGACCUGUAAGCUACUGGGCCGCCGGCGAUCGCCGGGAGAUCACACCGCUGUGGGACACGGGCCUCGCCUCUGCGACCAGCAGCCUCGGUAACGAUGCGAGGUCGAGCUAACCUGCUGUCAAUGCAUCGCUGCAUACGUCACCGGCUGGGGACGGCACACACCCAGUCCACACACACGGCGCGCACAUUCCAACGCCCGCUCGGCGUCGCUUCCAAAGCCGCGCGUCGGGGCGCAGUGUAGUCACCCACGCCGGUAACGAGUCGCGGGUGGCGUAUUUUGCUAUUGUUUUAUCGGUGUACGCAUAUUGGCCCAGUGUGCCGCGCCGCCUGCUAUACGAGAGAGCUGGAGUUUUACCAACGACUGUGUAUUGUACCAAAAGAACGAGAAUAGUAUACAGAGUUAUGCAAUC
This is a messenger RNA of Amphibalanus amphitrite, 1401 nucleotides long. RefSeq names its product glutamine amidotransferase-like class 1 domain-containing protein 1. Bases 253 to 909 code for a protein of 218 amino acids. NCBI's taxonomy places the organism in Eukaryota, Metazoa, Arthropoda, Thecostraca, Balanomorpha, Balanidae. The transcript has 8 exons. The record is from RefSeq and is a predicted model, not a curated record.